AUGCAGAGGCGAUCGAGAUACGGCGGUGACGACGAGUACUAUGUUCAGGUGAGGGAGCAUCGUGCGGCACUGGAAAGUGGAGACUUUGCAGGCUUGGACGAGCUCAGAAACCGUCAGGCCGGCCAGCUGGCGCCUGCGGUCCAAGUCGCCAGUGAGGCCACCAAAGCCAAAGAGGUUUUCCGCAAAUACAUUGACAGUGUGCUGGCGAAGAGUGCCAAGCUUCGUGCCCUGAUUCGUGAUAUCUGCAAGACCUAUGACGACCCCCUGGCCGUGAAGAGACCUGCCAGCUGCGUUUCACAGAUCGAGUUUGCGCGGGCGAUGACGGAGGAGUUUGGCGAGGAGGCCACUGCUGCAGCUGGAGUUCGUGAAUGGGCCCAAUCAGGCCUCAGCAACUCUGAGCGGGAUGUGCACAGAGUCAUCAAACGGCAGGGCUUGCGACUGGAGCUGGAAUUCAGCCACAUGCAGCUUGGGACAGAGCUCUGCAUAGAUUGGUUACGGCCGAUGACAUGGUUGAAGUAUAUAGUCGAACACAACCUGUGGUUUCAUUUGGCAGGUUUAACCUCCCCAGACUUGAAGCAAUGCCAGGCCACGUGGUCUGGAUAUUGGGAAAGGUUUUGUCGGCUGAACCCCGACUUCGACAUGCCUGCAGGUUUUGAUGCUCAGAACACAGCGGCCGUAUACAUACAUGGCGACGAAGGUCGAACGCUCAAGAAAGCUGCUCUGAUGAUCAUGGGGUUUCAGUCAUGCUUAGGCUACGGUUGCUCUGUCAACGGUCGGACGCGGAAAAGGAAAGCCGAUGGUGACAUCGGUUUCCAAUUGAACUAUGCCGGUCACUCUUUCACGACGCGGUUUGUCACGAACAUUAUGUCCAAACAAGUUACAGAGUCGUCUUUCGAUAUGGCUGCUGGCGAGCUGGCAAAAGACUUGUCUGACUGUUUGCUGAUCGGUUACACAUGUGGAGGUGUGACCUAUCGGCUCUGUGUGAUUGCAUGCAAAGGUGAUUGGCCAUUCCUGCUUCGUGCAGGCUUAUUUACGAGACAUUUUUCGCGAUCUAUCAAGAAGCUUGGCAACGAAGCCCGAGGGAAAGGCGUUUGCCAUUUAUGCAUGGCUGGAACCGAAAGCUACCCAGCAGAAGAAUGCGGCUACACCGACCCGAAGUGGCUGCAUACGGUGCCAGCGCCCCCGCCAUGGUCCAGAACACCUCCACUGCUCCGACAUUUGCCAAGCUCGAGAAGCGACCCGGCCACUUUCUUUCAGCCCGACCUAUGGCACACGGUGCACCAAGGGAUUGGGAAAUCCUUUGCAGCAUCCUGCAUAACAAUGCUGAUUUUUAUUUUGCCUGUUUACUCUUGUUUGACGAUGGAGAAAAGAUGGGAAACCGUCGGCACGGAUUAUGUGUCCUGGUGCAAGGCUAACAAGAGACAAGCUUUUGUGACCAAGAUCACCUCGAGCAUGGUAAACUACGGAGACAGCAGUGGUGCCGUCGGCGGAUGGCACAAAGGUGCGCUGACUGCAAACCUGUUGCUCUGGUUGGAGUGUGUCUUGACUCAAAACACAUGCAUGGGUGUGCAGAAGGUCAUCAUAGCUGCACGUGCUGCGCAAUGCAUCAACAGCAUGUUUCGUUUCUUGUACAAUGCUGGUGCCUUCCUGUCGAUGAGUGAAGGGGCUUAUGUGAGUAAGCAAGGGCUUCUCUUUUUGAGAUGCUACUGUGAGCUAGCUCAGAUCUUCUUUAGCGAAGGCAAACCCGCCAUGUUUCCGUUAAUUCCGAAACUGCAUUCGCUGGAUCACCUCAUGCUUCGAGUGCAUUUUGACUGUCACAAAUGUGGCUUUUCAUGCAAUCCAUUGGCAACUGGCUGCCAGCAGGAUGAGGACGUGGUGGGACGAGUCUCACGUGUAUCACGCCGGGUUUCUAUCCGGCAAGUAAUUCGUAGAACAUUUGAACGUUAUUUGGCAGGCAGCUUUGCUGUUUGGGUGGAAUCUGGCCUGUUGAUAGCCAAGUGA
This is a messenger RNA of Symbiodinium sp. CCMP2456, 2001 nucleotides long. Lineage: Eukaryota; Dinophyceae; Suessiales; Symbiodiniaceae. The record is from the annotation of a GenBank genome assembly.